This is a messenger RNA of Morone saxatilis (striped sea-bass), 543 nucleotides long. It is a transcript of the gene hbae5, whose product is annotated as hemoglobin, alpha embryonic 5. The coding region runs from base 42 to 473 and encodes 143 amino acids. Gene Ontology annotation, biological process: oxygen transport; hydrogen peroxide catabolic process. Gene Ontology annotation, molecular function: peroxidase activity; heme binding; haptoglobin binding. The record is from RefSeq and is a predicted model, not a curated record. Lineage: Eukaryota; Metazoa; Chordata; Actinopteri; Moronidae. The transcript is spliced from 3 exons. Gene Ontology annotation, cellular component: blood microparticle; haptoglobin-hemoglobin complex; hemoglobin complex.
CCGAUUCAGGUGGAGAGAGAAAGACAGAGAACUGAACCGACAUGAGUUUAACCCAGAAAGACAAGGCUGCAGUCAAGGCCCUGUGGGCCAAAAUCUCCAAGUCCGCGGAUGCCAUCGGGGCAGAUGCUCUGAGCAGGAUGCUCACCGUCUAUCCGCAAACCAAGACCUACUUCUCCCACUGGCCAGACAUGAGCGCGGGCUCCGCCCCCGUAAAGGGCCACGGAAAGAAGGUGAUGAGUGGAGUCGCUCAGGCUGUGGCCAAGAUUGACGACCUGACAAACGGCCUGCUGGAGCUCAGCGAGCAGCACGCCUUCCAGCUGAGGGUGGACCCGGCCAACUUCAAGAUCCUGUCCCACUGCGUCCUCGUGGUGGUCUCCGCCAUGUUCCCUAAUGACUUUACCCCUGAGGCUCACGUCGCCUUCGAUAAAUUCCUGACCGCCGUAGCCCUGGCUCUGUCCGAGAGAUACCGCUGAGCUGCCCACAGAGUGGCACGCGGUCUGCCUCAUGCGACCAUGUAACUCAUUGCAAAAGAUGAAAGAAUAA